Molecule: messenger RNA, 3267 nt
Organism: Pteronotus mesoamericanus
Lineage: Eukaryota; Metazoa; Chordata; Mammalia; Chiroptera; Mormoopidae
Gene: CNTN5
Product: contactin 5
Exons: 23
Coding region: 1-3267 (1088 amino acids)
Biological process (GO): cell-cell adhesion; brain development; axon guidance
Cellular component (GO): plasma membrane; axon
Molecular function (GO): cell-cell adhesion mediator activity
Source: RefSeq, a predicted model, not a curated record
AUGGAGAAGGUAGAACUUGAAUAUUCUGCAGCUCUUCCUGGACUUCCUACUUCAUAUGCUGCUUUGCUAAGAAUUAAAAAGAGUUCAUCUUCAUCCCUGUUUGGUUCAAAGACCAGACCACGAUACAGCAGUCCUUCAUUAGGAACACUGAGCGUUUCUUCCCCAAGCUGGCGAGGGACAGCUCAACAUUAUUAUUCCCCCAUCAAUCUUUACCAUUCAUCAGAUGCCUUCAGACAAGAUGAAAGUGUGGACUAUGGGCCAGUGUUUGUACAAGAACCAGAUGAUAUAAUUUUCCCAACCGAUUCUGAUGAAAAGAAAGUAGCACUGAAUUGUGAAGUUCGUAGCAACCCAGUUCCCAAUUACAGAUGGCUUCGAAAUGGAACAGAGAUUGAUUUGGAAAGUGAUUAUCGCUACAGUUUGAUAGACGGGACCUUCAUUAUAAGCAAUCCAAGUGAAGCAAAAGAUUCUGGUCAUUACCAGUGUCUAGCAGCCAACACUUAUGGAAGUAUUCUUAGUAGAGAAGCCAUACUUCAGUUUGCCUAUCUGGGAAAUUUUAGUGGCCGGACGAGAAGUGCAGUCUCUGUGAGGGAAGGCCAGGGGGUUGUUCUGAUGUGCUCGCCUCCGCCUCAUUCACCAGAGAUCAUCUAUAGUUGGGUAUUUAAUGAGUUCCCUUCCUUUGUGGCGGAAGACAGCCGGCGAUUCAUUUCCCAGGAGACAGGCAACCUUUAUAUUUCUAAAGUCCAAACAUCAGAUGUUGGCAGCUAUAUUUGUCUGGUGAAAAACACAGUGACGAAUGCCCGAGUACUUAGUCCUCCAACACCACUCACUCUGCGUAAUGACGGUGUGAUGGGAGAAUACGAGCCGAAAAUUGAGGUCCAUUUUCCUUUCACAGUUACAGCUGCUAAGGGAACAACCAUUAAGAUGGAGUGCUUUGCACUUGGCAACCCAGUUCCAACAAUCACAUGGAUGAAGGUUAAUGGUUACAUUCCUAGUAAGGCACGUCUGCGGAAAUCUCAGGCAGUGCUGGAAAUACCCAACGUGCAGCUGGAUGAUGCGGGCAUAUAUGAGUGUAGAGCUGAAAACUCACGUGGAAAAAAUUCCUUCCGUGGACAAUUACAAGUUUACACUUACCCACACUGGGUAGAAAAACUGAAUGAUACUCAGUUAGACAGUGGAAGCCCUCUCCGAUGGGAAUGUAAGGCUACUGGAAAACCCAGACCUACAUACCGUUGGCUGAAGAAUGGAGUACCCCUCUUAACUCAGAGUAAGGUAGAGAUGGUUAAUGGAGUAUUGAUGAUCCAGAAUGUGAAUCAGUCAGAUGCUGGAAUGUAUCAAUGUUUGGCUGAAAAUAAAUAUGGAACCAUUUAUGCAAGUGCUGAGCUGAAAAUUCUCGCUUCAGCUCCCACGUUUCCACUUAAUCAACUGAAGAAAACAAUAAUUGUUACCAAAGGCCGAGAAGUCGUCAUGGAAUGCAAACCCCAAGGCUCUCCAAAACCAACCAUCUCUUGGAGGAAGGGAGAUAAAGCAAUUAGAGAGAAUAAAAGAAUAGCUAUUCUUCCAGACGGAAAUCUGCGGAUCCUAAAUGCUUCUAAAUCAGAUGAGGGAAAGUACGUUUGCCAAGGGGAAAAUGUGUUUGGUUCUGCUGAAAUCAUAGCUUCAGUAUCUGUAAAAGAACCUACAAGAAUAGAACUUACUCCUAAAAAAACAGAGUUAACAGUAGGAGAAAGCAUUGUUCUUAAUUGCAAAGCAAUUCACGAUGCUAGUUUGGAUGUAACUUUCUACUGGACACUAAAAGGACAGCCCAUCGACUUCGAGAAAGAAGGUGGACAUUUUGAAAGCAUCAGGGCCCAAGCAUCCUCUGCAGAUUUAAUGAUCAGGAACAUCCUUCUGAUGCAUGCUGGGAGAUAUGGCUGCAGGGUACAGACCACAGCAGACAGUGUGUCAGAUGAGGCAGAACUUCUUGUUAGGGGUCCACCAGGCCCCCCAGGGAUAGUGAUAGUUGAGGAAAUCACUGAAAGCACAGCCACACUCUCCUGGAGCCCAGCAGCUGACAACCACAGCCCCAUCUCCUCCUACAACCUACAGGCUCGCAGUCCCUUCUCCCUGGGCUGGCAAACAGUGAAAACAGUUCCAGAAAUCAUAACAGGGGAUAUGGAGUCAGCCAUGGCUGUGGACUUGAACCCCUGGGUGGAAUAUGAAUUUAGAGUGGUUGCCACCAAUCCAAUUGGGACUGGAGAUCCAAGCACCCCAUCACGAAUGAUCCGCACAAACGAAGCAGUUCCAAAGAUAGCACCCACCAAUGUAAGUGGAAGAAGCGGACGAAGACACGAGCUAGUCAUUGCCUGGGAGCCAGUAUCUGAAGAGUUUCAGAACGGGGAAGGCUUCGGCUAUAUUGUGGCUUUCAGACCCAAUGGAACGCGUGGCUGGAAAGAGAAAAUGGUGACAUCUUCAGACGCUUCAAAAUUCAUUUAUCGAGAUGAAAGUGUCCCUCCUCUUACACCCUUUGAAGUUAAAGUUGGCGUUUAUAAUAAUAAAGGUGAUGGACCUUUCAGUCAAAUUGUGGUCAUAUGUUCAGCUGAAGGAGAACCCAGUGCCGCUCCCACAGAUGUCAAGGCUACAAGUGUGUCCAUGUCAGAGAUUCUUGUUGCGUGGAAACAUACUAAGGAGAGUCUAGGAAGACCACAGGGAUUUGAGGUUAGUUAUCGGAAAGACAUGGAACAAGAAGAUGCAGCAGAAACAGUCAAAACUAGGGGAAAUGAGUCAUCUGUCAUCCUGACAGGAUUAGAAGGAAAUACAUUAUAUCACUUCACAGUGAGGGCUUAUAAUGGAGCUGGAUAUGGGCCACCUAGCAGUGAAGUGAGUGCAACCACCAAGAAAUCCCCCCCUAGUCAAGCACCUAACAACCUCAGGUGGGAGCAGCAAGGCUCUCAGCUCUCUCUAGGCUGGGAACCUGUCAGACCAUUAGCCAACGAAUCUGAAGUCAUGGGCUACAAGGUUUUUUAUAGGCAAGAGGGCCACAGCAACAAUCAAGUUAUUGAAACACAGAAACCUCAAGUAGUAGUUCCACUUCCUGAUGCUGGAGUCUAUAUUAUUGAAGUUAGAGCAUACAGUGAAGGAGGGGAUGGAACGGCUAGUUCCCAAAUCAGGGUACCAUCAUAUUCAGGUGGAAAAAUCACUAGUGCUCAGUCAACCCUCCACACGCUCUCCACAUCUUCAUCAUCAGUAACGUUGCUCUUGGCUUUGAUGAUUCCUUCAACCUCUUGGUGA